AUGACAUUGGCGGAGGAUCAAUCCAUUCCACCCCAGGUGGGGUUUCAGCCCGAGGUGGGGUUUCAGCGCGCCAUCGGGCUUUUGGAAUUCGAUCAGAUCCGUCUGCGCCUGGCGGAAACCACCCGCACCGCCUUGGGCGGCGAGGCCGCCGCCGAACUCGCGCCAGCGUCGGACCCGCGCGACGUUGCCGUGCGGCAGCAGGAAACCGCCGAAGCCCGCCGCCUGAUGGAUACCACGGGCGCCCUGGAACUCGGCCCGGAGGAGGAUCUCCGGCCGGCGGUCCAGCGCGCGGUAUUGGGCGGCGUUCUGCGCGGCGAGGAGCUCCGCUUCGUGGCCGCGCUGGCCGCGGCCGCCCGCUGGAACCACGGUUCCCUGGCCCGCCGCGAUGAUCUCCCCGUGCUGGCGGCCAUCGCGCAGAACCUGCCCGAAUUGCCCGAUUUUGAGAGCGCUGUCAACCGCGCCAUCGGUCCCGCCGGCGAAGUGCUCGAUGACGCCUCACCGGAGUUGGGGCGUCUCCGGCGGGAAUCCCGCAACGCCUGGUCUUCCCUCAACGACGUGAUGCAGCGUUCGCUGCGCCGGCACCAGCGGUCCGGCGUUACCCAGGAGGACAUCGUCACCGAGCGCAACGGCCGCAUGGUCCUGCUCAUCAAAACCGAGUUCAAGGGCCAGGCUCCCGGAAUCGUCCACGACGUUUCCGAUAGCGGGGCCACCGUGUUCAUCGAACCCAUGCCGGCCAUCGACCUGGGCAACCGCUGGCGCGAGACCCGCCUCGCCGAGCGACGCGAGGAGGAGCGCGUGCUGCGCCAGUUGUCGGAAAUGGUGGGCCGCUACUCGGACGAUAUAACCCUCAUGCUGUCCCUGCUGGCGCGGCUGGACCUGGCCGCGGCCAAGGGGCGCUACGCGGCGUCGCUGCGGGCCGUGCCCCCCACGCUGCUGCAACGCAACGAGCCGCGUCGCAUGGAGAUCACGGGCGCGCGCCAUCCCCUGCUGACCGGCGAGGUUGUGCCCACCACCAUCUCCAUCGCGGCGCGUGAGCCCGUGCUGGUCAUCACCGGCCCCAACGCGGGCGGCAAGACCGUCGCCCUGAAAACCGUGGGCCUGCUGGCCAUGAUGGCCCAUGCCGGCCUCCAGGUGCCGGCUGACGACGCCGUGAUGCCGCUGAUGGACGGGGUGUACGCCGACAUCGGUGACCAGCAGAGCAUCUUCGAGUCGCUGUCCACCUUCAGUAGCCAUAUCCGCAACCUGCAACGAAUCAUGGACGUUGCCACCGACCAUUCCCUGAUAUUGAUCGACGAGCUGGGUUCGGCAACCGAUCCUGAAGAAGGGUCGGCAUUGGCGAUCGCCCUGCUGUCUCACUUGCGCGACCGGGGAGCCAUGGUGGUGGCCACCACCCACCACCGCAACGUGGCGCGGUUGGCCCAGGAGGAGACGGGGAUGGUCAACGCCAGCGUGGACCUGAACCCGCGAACGCUGGAACCAACCUACCGGCUCACCCACGGCAUCCCAGGCCGCAGCUACGCCCUGACCAUAGCCGCCCGGUUGGGCCUGCCGGAUGCGGUCAUCACCGGCGCCCAGGCCCACCUGGAACCGGGCCACGUUCGCACCGACCAACUGCUCCAGGAACUCCAGGACGAGCGGCUCACCGUAUCGGAGCUGCGCCAGCAGGCGGAGCAGGCCCUGAACGGCGCCCGCGCCCGGGAGCAGGAGAUCGCCCGCGAGCUGGAGACCGUAGAGGACACCAAGGCCCAGCUGGUGGAGGAUGCCCGCCGCGAGCUCGCUGAGCAGAUCGGCGACUUGUCCGGCCGGAUCCGCCGCGCCGAGCGGUCCCUGGAACGUUCAUCCGUCGGCGUCGACGCCCCGGCACGCGAUGUGGAUCUGCGCGCCGAACGGGAGCGGCUGGCGGAGGCGCAGCGGGAGGUGGUGUCCCCCGAUUGGGCUCCGAUUCCGGUGGAACGGCCGCCCUGGUACCACGAUCUUCGCACCGGCGACCUGGUGUACAUCCGUGGGGUGUCCCGUCCGGUGGAAGUGGUGACCCCGCCCGACCAGCAGCAGGAAGUCGAGGUGCUGAUCGGCAGCAUGCGCGCCCGCCUGCCGGUCUAUCAGCUCGACCGUCCGGCGGAGCGGAUCCAUCCGGCGGCGGAGCAGGCCGGCGUGGUCUACCGACGGCCCGAAAGCAAACGCACGCUGAGCCCCGAGGUCAACCUCCACGGCUACCGCGUCGAUGAGGCGCUGAACGUGAUCGAUUCGUUGCUAGACGAUGCCGCGCUGGAGGGGAUGUCGUCGCUCAAGAUCGUGCACGGCAAGGGUACGGGCGCGCUGCGCCGGGCCAUACGCGAAUACCUGUCCGGCCAUCCCCCUGGAGGUACCCUCAUGGCACAGAUCGCUGGCCUUGGCCACGUUGGCAUUUACGCCACUGACCUUAUGAACAUGCGCGACUUCUACACCCGUGUGCUCGGGCUGCAGAUCGCCGACGAAGACCUGGAACAGCGCCGCAUGGUGUUCCUCAGUUCCGACCCCGUGGCCGAGCACCAUGAGUUCGUGCUGAUGGAAGGCCGCGUCACCUCCGACGACGCCAAGGUCAUCCAGCAGAUCUCCUUCGCCGUUCCUUCCAUCCAGGAUAUGCGCGAAUACAAGGCGCGCAUCGACGCUGAGAGCGUGACCAUCGACCGGAUCGUCAGCCACGGCAACGCCUUCGGAAUGUACUUCUUUGAUCCGGAAGGCAACCGCGUUGAGCUGUACUACAAGACCGGUUUCCCGGUUCCGCAGCCCCACGGCGACCCGCUGGACCUCAGCCGCACCGACGAUGAGUUGCUGGGCGAGGCCAAGGAACUGCUGCACACCAAGCGCUAA
This is a messenger RNA of Geodia barretti, 2850 nucleotides long. NCBI's taxonomy places the organism in Eukaryota, Metazoa, Porifera, Demospongiae, Tetractinellida, Geodiidae. The record is from the annotation of a GenBank genome assembly.